Drosophila ficusphila is the source of this 2076-nucleotide messenger RNA. It is a transcript of the gene gt, whose product is annotated as protein giant. NCBI's taxonomy places the organism in Eukaryota, Metazoa, Arthropoda, Insecta, Diptera, Drosophilidae. The coding region runs from base 403 to 1761 and encodes 452 amino acids. Gene Ontology annotation, biological process: regulation of transcription by RNA polymerase II. The record is from RefSeq and is a predicted model, not a curated record. The transcript is spliced from 2 exons. Gene Ontology annotation, cellular component: nucleus. Gene Ontology annotation, molecular function: DNA-binding transcription factor activity, RNA polymerase II-specific; RNA polymerase II cis-regulatory region sequence-specific DNA binding.
CUCAAGAUUUUGGCGAAAAAUGCGAAAAGCAAGGAGGAAAUGGCCAGUCGCACCCCUUGUAAAACCCUUUGAAAGGCGGCGAGCGAGAGAGAGAGAGAGAGAGGGCAACAGGGAGAGUGGGACGGGAACAGAGUCACCCCUUUGCCCUCUGAACCGCCUACCUGCUUCGUACCGCCUCGGCUGGCCGCUCGGGUUCGCCAUUUUCAACUGAAUGGAGCGUCGGCGCAGCCUGCGGACUGCAGGGUAUAAAUUCAGAGGGUUCCGCCGAGAGGAAAUCAGUUUGCGUUCGACAUCGUCAGCGUGAAAGCAUAGCAAGUAUAGCAAGAGCAGAGCUAGAUCGUCAGCCCACACAGCUAUCAAUUAGUUGGAUUACAAGCGAAGAAACCACAAACCCCAAACACCAUGCUAAUGCACGAGAAACUCAUGGCUGGGCAGUUCUUCGAUCUCAAGACCGAUCGCAAGCCCUUGCUGCACCACCACCAGUACCAGCACCACCAGACGCACCACCAGCAGCAGUCGCUGCACCACUUGCCGCACAGCCAACUGCCGGUCCAGGGGUCCUUGGGCCUGCCCAAAAUGGAUCUGUAUGCCGCCUACGCCUACCAGCAGCAGUUGUUGGGGGCUGUGGUCAGCCAGCAGCAGCAGCAACAGCAGCAGCAGCAGCAACAUCAGCACCAGCAACAUGCCCCGCCAGCUGAGGUCCUGGAUCUCUCCCGGCGCUGCGACAGUGUGGAAACUCCCAGGAAGACCCCGUCGCCCUACCAAACCAGCUACAGCUAUGGCAGCGGUUCCCCCUCGGCCUCGCCCACCAGCAGUCUUCUAUACGCCGCUCAGAUGCAGCAGCAGCAGCAGCAACAGCAGCAACAUCAGCAGCAACAGCAGCAGCAACAGCAGUUGGCCUCGCUGUACCCCGCUUUCUACUACAGCAACAUCAAGCAGGAGCAGCCCACGCCCGCUCCUGCCCCGCCCAAGGUGACGCCGACCGCCAGCCUUCUUCAGACGUUUGCUGCCGCCUCUGCUGCUGCCGCCGCAGCUGCUGCUGCCUCCUCGACCCACUCGCCGCGCCCAGCCAGCAAUGCCAGCACCAUGCAGAUCGACGUCCUGGAGAAUCCCCAGUCGCCGGCCGUUGAGGCCACCACGCCAACCACCUCCAGCGGCGGGGAGGCGGGCAAGAACACCCGCCCCUUCAAGGCCUUCCCGCGGGAUCCCCUGGUCAUUGCGGCCAACUUCGCGGCCACCGACGUCCUUCUGGACAAUCCGCGGGUGGAGCGCUACACGGAGUACCGCAAGAGGGUCCUCGAGCAGAUCCGCAGCUCCAACGGAGGCUCGCGCACUGUGACCAACCCCAAGAUGCGGAGGACCAACUCCAGGAGUGGCUCCGUGAACGAAGGCAGCUCCUCGAACAACAACAGCGAGAGCGAGGAUCGGGCUGCGGCCGAGGAGUCCAGCGACUGCGACUCCCAGGCGGGCAACUUUGAGGGCAAGUCCAACGCCAGCAACUCCAUAAGUGCGGCCAACACUGCUGGGACCAAUCCCGGAGUGAACUCGGGCAGCCAGGUGAAGGAUGCUGCCUACUAUGAGAGGCGUCGCAAGAACAACGCCGCCGCCAAGAAGUCGCGCGACCGUCGCCGCAUCAAGGAGGAUGAGAUCGCCAUCCGGGCUGCCUACUUGGAGCGCCAGAACAUCGAGCUGUUGUGCCAGAUCGAUGCCCUGAAAGCCCAACUGGCCGCGUUCACCUCGGCCAAAGUGUCCACCGCCUAAAAGUCCAUUCCUCUCUUGAUGCGUUGAACGCGAAGAUCUGAAUUGUAGAGCCUGUUUUUGGGGGAGCUUAUCUGUGAAUAGGUUAGGGGUCGCAACUAUCUUUUUUUUGACACACUCGCAUUUAAGUACUUUAAGUCCUUGCAGUAUACGUUAUAAUUGUACAAUAUGUUAGUUUUAAGAGCACCUCGCAAUCUCACCAGUUAACUAAUCAAGCGAAUCAACUUUAGUUGUAGAAGUCCAUUAGUACUUUGUCAGUAAGUGAAUUUUUUUCAUAACUCUAAGAAAUCCCAUAAAAAAUAAAUUUCGCAAAAAUUA